UGGCUGCUGCUGGAGUUGAGACAAAGAAGAAGAAGCAGCAGCAGCGGAGACGGUCCGCUCCAGUGAAACUCCAGGAAACUCCCAGUAACCUCCCAGUAACUCCCAGUUACCUCCCAGUUCGGACUGGACACUGCAUCUUCACCAACAUCUCACUCUGUUCAAGAAGAAGCAACACGUCUCCGUCCUUCUCCUCCGCUGCAGCUGCACUGAGCUAGCUUAGCCUGUUAGCUUAGCCGGACACCGUGUGUGUGUGUGUGUGUGUGUGUGUGUGCGUGCAGGACUUCAGCUCCAGACCAGAACCCACUGACCCGGAGCUGCAGCAGAACCGACCCGGACUUCACUGCACUGCACGCGAGGCCUCCAGCGUCGGUGUGUGCACGCGGAGUUUAAAGUGAAGUCGCGCUGCAGAAGCCGGAAGUGUGGAUGAGCUCUGCUGCUAGCAUCGUGCUAGCUGCACCGCUUCAUUGUGCUGCUCCGGGGGGGGAAGUGUCCGUGUGUCAGAGCCCUGCUCCGGCAGCAGAUCUCUCUCUCAUCGUGGUGAAGAGGCACCGACAUGAUUCCCGACAAAGCCCCGAAGGAAGACGUCUUCUACGGGUCUGCUGACCUGAAGAAGGAGGCUCACGUCCCCAGCUUCGACAGAUACAAGGAGCUGUACGCGAGCUCCAUCGAGCGGCCCGACGAGUUCUGGGGAGACAUCGCCAAAGACUUCUUCUGGAAGACCAAACACACGGGUCCGUUCCUCGAGUACAACUUCGACGUGACCAAAGGGGAAAUCUUUGUGAAGUGUAUGGAAGGAGCCUCCACCAACAUCAGCUACAACCUGCUGGACCGCAACGUGCACGAGAGGAAGCUGGGCGAUAGAGUGGCCUUCUACUGGGAAGGAAACGAGCCUGGUGAUGAGCUGACGGUGACGUACACAGAGCUGCUGCAGAGGGUCUGUCAGUUCGCCAACGUCCUGAAGUCUCAGGGCGUGAAGAAGGGCGACCGUGUGUCCAUCUACAUGCCCAUGGUGGUGGAGCUGGUGGUCGCCAUGUUGGCCUGUGUCCGCAUCGGAGCCGUGCACUCCAUCGUGUUCGCAGGUUUCUCUGCUGAGUCUCUGUGUGAGAGGAUCAUGGACUCGCAGUGUUCACUGCUCAUCACUGCAGACGGUUUCUAUCGAGGAGACAAGCUGAUCAACUUGAAGCUCUUAGCUGACGAAGCACUGCAGAAAUGCAGAGACAAGGGUUUCCCAUUGCACAAGUGCAUUAUGCUGAGACACUUGUCCAAAGAGGCAGAGGAGACGUCUCUGGGUUCUCAGUCUCCUCCAGCCAAACGACCCUGUCCUGAUCUGCAGCAGGAGAAACAGACAGGGAGAAUAAAGAAAACGCGUCCUGUUCCGCAGGUCCCGUGGAACCCGGAUGUCGACCUGUGUUGGCUCAGUCUGACACGAGGAGCUUCAGACGAGUGUGAACCCGAGUGGUGCGAGUCUGAAGAUCCUCUGUUCAUCCUGUACACGAGCGGCUCCACCGGCAAACCCAAGGGAGUUCUUCACACAGUCAGCGGCUACAUGCUCUACACCGCCACCACCUUUAAACUGGUGUUCGACCACCAGCCCGAUGAUGUUUACUGGUGCACGGCCGACAUCGGCUGGAUCACCGGACACUCCUACAUCACCUACGGCCCUCUGGCCAACGGCGCCACCAGUGUGCUGUUUGAGGGUCUGCCCACUUACCCUGACGUGAGCCGCAUGUGGGAGAUUGUGGACAAAUAUCAUGUGACCAAGUUCUACACGGCGCCGACCGCCAUCCGGCUGCUGAUGAAGUACGGCAGCGAGCCGGUGCAGAAGUAUAAGAGAGACUCCCUCAAGAUUUUGGGCACCGUGGGGGAGCCCAUCAACCCUGAGGCCUGGCACUGGUACUACACUGUGGUGGGGGAGAGGAGGUGUCCUAUAGUCGACACCUUCUGGCAAACGGAAACUGGCGGACACGUGUUGACUCCUCUUCCUGCAGCCACACCCAUGAAACCUGGAUCUGCUACGUUCCCGUUCUUCGGAGUGGUGCCUGCCAUCUUGAAUGAGUCAGGAGAGGAGCUGGAGGGGCCGAGUGAAGGAUACCUGGUGUUCAAACAGCCGUGGCCCGGUGUGAUGAGAACGGUGUUCGGAAACCAGCAGAGGUUUGAAACCAUUUACUUCAAGAAGUUCCCAGGAUACUACGUCACCGGAGACGGUUGCCGUAGAGACAAGGACGGUUACUACUGGAUCACAGGGCGGAUCGACGACAUGCUGAACGUCUCAGGUCACUUGUUGAGCACAGCGGAGGUGGAGUCGGCGCUGGUGGAGCACGAGGCUGUCGCCGAGGCCGCCGUGGUGGGCCGACCACACCCUGUCAAAGGAGAGAGCCUCUACUGCUUCGUAACACUCAACGAUGGACUGACGUUCAGCCGCACGCUAGAGGCAGAACUCAAACAACAAGUGAGGGAGAAGAUCGGCGCCAUCGCCACACCGGACUUCAUCCAGAACGCCCCGGGACUCCCCAAGACCCGAUCAGGAAAGAUCAUGCGGCGGUUGCUUCGCAAAAUCGCCUGCGAUGAACGGGAGCUGGGGGACAUCUCCACGCUGGCCGACUCCUCGGUCGUCGAGCAGCUCUUCCAGAACAGAUGCGGCGCCGGCGUGUGACGACCUCAGGGAUCCUCACUCCGACGGCGUGCACAACGACGGCCACAAACUUAACAAUGGCCGAAGAAGAAGCAGGACAAGAUGAGGAGGAGGAGGAGGAGGAGGAGGAGGAAUUCUUUGAACUCGGUCUUGGCUUGAUGACAACCUCUAGCUCCUGCUCAGCACGUAUUUAACAUGACGACACAUCAUCGUAUAUUUCACAUCACAGAUUUCAACAUCUGGAUUGAACAGGUUGGAUGAAAUGUGUCCAGAAGGUGACAGAGAUGCUGCUGUUAGAAAUAACCAGUGAGGUUGAGAAGCUAGAGGUUGUUUGUGGGUAAGACCGUCCUGCAGUGGGACGCUGCUGGAGGCGGAGUCUUGUUUUAUCCUCGUGUUUUAGCCAAUAAUACGCAGCAAUAUGUUAACGUGUAACUGCUCAGUCAAAGCAUAGAUCCAGGGCUCGUCCGACAGAUGUGGUUAAAGACGAGUUUCUAGAGCGGAAUAAGACUCGUGUGAAGUUUAACGUUUCUCCAACAAGUCUCCUCCCCUCGCUCGACGCCAUCGUCCUGUUCUUUACACGGAGGAUUUGCUUCAUUUGAAAACGCUUCAUUUUAAUUUCUAUUGUAAUUUUUUAAUGUAGAUUUGUGUCUUGUGUUUGGAGGUUUGAGGAUCUUUUCUGUUUGUGCGUCCGCACGUUCGUCGCUCGUACGUUUUCUUCUUCAGUUUUUUUAAUGGUAUUUGGAGGAUCUGGUGAAAACAGCAGAAAGAGCUUCACGCGGCUCAGGAACCGAAACGCUCGUUAACCAACCAGGGAAGAUGUUAUCGAUAUAAGUCCUUUACAUUGAGCCUGAAUCAAAGGGAACAUUUGAAUAUUCAAGAUCUUUUUUAUUAAAGAAUCAUGUCAGAGGAAAAAACUGAUGUGUGUCUGUCACCGUGAAAAACCAGCAACAUACUUUCCAUGGUUCAGCAGCUUCCUCCCGUCGGAGACUGAGUCUGGUAAAUCAAAAUGUAGAAGAAAGAAAACUGCUCACAAAUGAAAUGUGUCCUCAAGAAAAGAAAAAGGCUUCAUUAAACCUCCAGCUCGUUAGUGCAUCUGUUUCCCAUCGGCUUGUUCUACCUGAGAUCUUCAUCUCUGCUGCUGAAACGAGGAGAUGCAGCAAAUUCUACGACUAAAGGUGUUUCAGUCACUUUCAACAAAUUGUAAAAGAAAACAAACGAAUUGAGAAUAUCCGGGUUUUGGGUCUGAAGGAAUCAGAGGACGUCUCCAGUUCUGGACAAUUGUUCUGAUGUAAUUAAAUCAAGUCGACGACUAAUGAAUCAAAAACAAUCCAUAGAUUAACUGAUGAAUUAAUAGAAUAAUAAUUUUGUCGGACGUUUUGACUUCAUUUUCAUGAGUCGUCGUUUAUCUUUGUUUAUGAAUUUAUGAGUUUAAAGAAAAGACUAUCUGGUGCAUCAUGGGAAAUGUUGGCUCCAGUAUUUUGAGCUGCUCCAGUUGAUCUUGACCUUCGAUCACAUUGAGUCAGGUGAACCUGAACUCCUGUUAAUCUACACUUGAUGCUCCAGAUUAUCACCAGAUUAAAACCUUCAUCUGUCUUUGUCAUGAAAAUGUAAAUCCAGGUGAUUCUGGUGUGAAAAGUCUUUUCCUCUGCAGACGUCUGUGGUUUGAGCGAAGUUCGACGUUCGAGAGAAGCGGUGGAGCUGGUGGAUGUAGAAACUCGUUUCUGUCUCUAAUGUUAAAAAGUGCAGCUGCUUGUUUGAUUCUCAUGUUUUUCUUGUGUAAUAAGUCGAGACACUUGCUCUGUUCAUCUUGUUUUCAUUUCUCUGUGUCGAGCAGUAAAAGGACGUGACCUCUGA
Messenger RNA from Hippoglossus stenolepis (Pacific halibut), 4486 nucleotides. It is a transcript of the gene acss2, whose product is annotated as acyl-CoA synthetase short chain family member 2. Bases 554 to 2653 code for a protein of 699 amino acids. The transcript is spliced from 19 exons. Gene Ontology annotation, molecular function: acetyl-CoA synthetase activity. The record is from RefSeq and is a predicted model, not a curated record. Gene Ontology annotation, biological process: acetyl-CoA biosynthetic process. Lineage: Eukaryota; Metazoa; Chordata; Actinopteri; Pleuronectiformes; Pleuronectidae. Gene Ontology annotation, cellular component: cytoplasm.